GGGGCGGUGCGGCCCGGCUGGUUGGGGGCCGCCCCUUCCGCUGCGGAUCCCUCAUUGCUGGGCCCCGAGGGGAGCUGGAGCACGGCUCUGCGUCUCCCUGCUCCGAGCACAGCUGGACGCUAUGGCGACCCUGAAGGAGAAGCUGAUGACCCCCGUGGCCGCCGUCAGCGCGGUGCCCAGCAGCAAGAUAACGGUGGUGGGCGUCGGGCAGGUGGGCAUGGCCUGCGCCAUCAGCAUCCUCGGAAAGGGUCUUUGUGAUGAGCUUGCUCUGGUUGAUGUUUUGGAAGACAAACUAAAAGGAGAAAUGAUGGAUCUGCAGCAUGGGAGCUUGUUCCUUCAAACUCAUAAGAUUGUGGCAGACAAAGAUUAUGCUGUCACAGCCAACUCCAAGAUUGUGGUAGUAACUGCAGGUGUUCGUCAGCAAGAAGGGGAAAGUCGUCUCAACCUGGUUCAGAGGAAUGUAAAUGUAUUCAAAUUCAUCAUUCCUCAGAUUGUUAAAUACAGCCCCAAUUGCACCAUUCUUGUGGUUUCCAACCCAGUUGAUAUAUUAACCUAUGUCACAUGGAAGCUAAGUGGCCUGCCAAAACACCGUGUGAUUGGAAGUGGCUGCAAUCUAGACACAGCUAGAUUCCGCUACCUGAUGGCUGAGAGACUUGGUGUCCACCCAACCAGCUGCCAUGGCUGGAUUCUAGGAGAACAUGGUGAUUCCAGUGUGGCUGUUUGGAGCGGAGUUAAUGUGGCAGGCGUUUCUCUCCAGGAGUUGAAUCCUGCCAUGGGAACUGACAAAGACAGUGAGAACUGGAAAGAAGUCCACAAGCAAGUGGUUGAAAGUGCCUAUGAGGUAAUCAGGCUGAAGGGAUACACAAACUGGGCCAUUGGCCUUAGCGUUGCUGAGCUCUGUGAGACCAUGCUGAAGAACUUGUGCCGGGUUCAUUCAGUGUCAACACUGGUAAAGGGCAUGUAUGGCAUUGAGAAUGAUGUCUUCCUGAGCCUGCCUUGUGUCCUAAGCGCCUCCGGAUUGACCAGCGUCAUCAACCAAAAGCUGAAGGAUGAUGAGGUGGCUCAGCUGAAGAAGAGUGCAGAUACAUUGUGGAGCAUCCAGAAAGAUCUCAAAGAUAUGUAAUUCACAAGUGUUAAAUUCCAGCAAUAGAAAAACAGCGUGUUGUGUGCAAAUGUGGGCUCUCUACUCACUAUACAUCUCUAUGGUUAACAUUUAAUGCUCUUCCAGACUGAGCUUUUGUCUACAGUAGCUAAACUUAUGCUUGCUGUAACGCACAGACCUUAUGAACAAAUAAAGCAACUUUCAGGCA
This is a messenger RNA of Cygnus atratus (black swan), 1310 nucleotides long. RefSeq names its product lactate dehydrogenase B (gene LDHB). Gene Ontology annotation, biological process: carboxylic acid metabolic process. NCBI's taxonomy places the organism in Eukaryota, Metazoa, Chordata, Aves, Anseriformes, Anatidae. Gene Ontology annotation, cellular component: cytoplasm. The record is from RefSeq and is a predicted model, not a curated record. The transcript has 8 exons. The coding region runs from base 122 to 1123 and encodes 333 amino acids. Gene Ontology annotation, molecular function: L-lactate dehydrogenase (NAD+) activity.